Messenger RNA from Erigeron canadensis, 630 nucleotides. RefSeq names its product probable serine/threonine-protein kinase PBL28. The record is from RefSeq and is a predicted model, not a curated record. The coding region runs from base 1 to 630 and encodes 209 amino acids. Gene Ontology annotation, biological process: protein autophosphorylation. The transcript has a single exon. Gene Ontology annotation, cellular component: plasma membrane; plasmodesma. NCBI's taxonomy places the organism in Eukaryota, Viridiplantae, Streptophyta, Magnoliopsida, Asterales, Asteraceae. Gene Ontology annotation, molecular function: transmembrane receptor protein tyrosine kinase activity; ATP binding.
AUGGCUCACGAAAGACAGUUUGACCACCUCAAAAUCUCAUUACAAAGUAUAAAGUUAACAACCAACAAUUUUGCUACAGAAAAUUUGAUUGGCCAAGGUGGAUUCGGAAAAGUUUAUAAGGGAGUAAUCGACCAUUCCUUGGGCCAAGACGCCAAGGUUGCUUUGAAGCGUUUAGAUCGUGUGUUUGGGCAAGGAGACCCCGAGUUUUGGAAAGAGAUUAUGUUGCUGUCCUUAUACAGACAUGAAAAUAUAGUCUCUCUCUUAGGAUAUUGUGACGAUUCGGGUGAGAAGAUCCUAGUGUACGAGUAUGCAUCCAAUAAAAGCCUCGACUUUUAUAUCAACAACAAGGAACUAACAUGGGUUCAACGUCUUCGAAUAUGUUUAGGGGCGGCACGUGGACUGGCAUACCUACAUGCUCCUAGUGAUACCCAACUUAGAGUAUUGCAUCGCGAUAUUAAAAGUUCUAAUAUAUUAUUAGACGACAACUGGAAUGCCAAAAUCUCGGAUUUUGGUCUCUCCAAAUUUGCUCCUGCUAACAAAGAUUUCACAUUUCUUAUCUCUAACGUUGUUGGCACAUUUGGUUAUUGUGAUCCGCUCUAUAUAGAAACGGGCUUAUUAACAAAAGAGUAA